GCAGUGGGUUAUACCACUGUCUUAGAGGUUGCAGGGGGAAUUUUGGGAAGGCCUGGCUCGCCCGCCUCCCAGUAGGCAGCUCCCAGCUCGGGCGGAGAGGGCGCGCAGUGGCGCUGGGUUGUGGCGCCCGGCCAGCAUGUGGGGCAGCGGCAACCCCGGCGGAGGGGGAGCUGGAGCCGCUGCGGUGACGGUCGUCUUGAGCAGGACCCGGGACUGCUUCCUGCACUUGCCUCCCGUGCUAGCCUCUCACCUCCGCCUGCAGCAGGGCCAAGCUGUGAAAGUGUCCUAUGGUCAUCAGCCUGUAUUUUUGAGCUGGAUGGAAAUCAGGCAUCGAGGUCACCAGGGUCAAAAUAUUGCGGAGAUUAACAGACUGUUAGCAGAGAAACUUGGCAUUACAGAUGGAGAACAGGUAUUUAUUGAACCCUGUUCCCAUGUCUCCUCCUGCCAGCAAGUAGAAGUGGAACCUCUCUCUGCAGAUGAUUGGGAAAUUCUGGAGCUGCACGCUUCCUCUCUUGAAAAACAUUUUCUUGACCAGAUUCGAAUAGUAUUUCCAAAAGCAGUCUUUCCUGUAUGGGUUGAACAGCACACUCACGUUUACAUUAAAAUUGGUACACUUAUGCCAGCAGCCCCCUAUGGGAGAUUAGAACCGUGUACAGAGCUUCUGGUAUGUCCCAAACCACAUGAACCUGAGGAAAACAUCACCAGCACGCCUUCCAAGGAAAGUGACCACUUGCUCAGAAGUUUUGUGAAAAAUAACAUGGAACAAGAAGAAGCACUAAAGGAUCCUUUUGGCAAACAACCUUACUUAAAGCAAGGAGUCCUUGAACAGAGUAAGGAUGAUGCAGACACGACGGUUGUCUCAAAUGUCCUCCCAAAUAUAUGGAAUUUCCUAGGGAGCAUUUUCUCUCAUACAUCUGAGCAGAAACAAAAGACUUUGUGUGAUAAAGAUGAAACAAGCACUUUCAAAGACAAGCUGCUGAACAAAAUUCACAUGGAUUCCAUAUUUAGAGUAUGUCAGUCCCAACCACCAAGCGUACAGAAUGCAUCUGCCACUUAUCCGUUUCUGAAAUGCAAUGCUAUUCAUAUUUUUCCAUGGAAUUUAGAAUUUAUUGAUUUGGAUCCAAAUCCUGUAGUAUCUUACGGGAAAAUUAAUGAGCUGCUUUCCCCAAGACGGCGUCAUCAAGAAGCAAAGCAAAAUCUGCCAUUCGAAAAGCAAAAGGAUUUGACUAGUACGCAAGACAAAAGUCAUUCUGAUAGCAGUCAAGCAUCCAGUGAGGGAUCUGUUGUUCAAAUCGUUUGGAAUGGAUUUGAAGACCUAAAGAGUGUCAUAGAGUAUGGCCACAGUGGGGAAGCCCUGCAUGUUGGAAGAGUUUGGAUUCCAGAUGGUCUGAGAAAAAAACUACGUAUCGAAAUACAUUCAACAGUCCAAAUUAAGUCGAUUGAAUCUAUUCCUAAAAUCCCUGUUUCUCUUACACUGCGGCCUAAAGAGAACUUGCAUGCAGAUAUACAUGAAGAUGAUAUUAAAUCUGCUUUCAGUUCUUGGCUGCAGGAUUCCACUACUGAUGAUCACCCAUGGAUAAUGACAAGUACAGACUGUAUACAUCUGCCUGUUAAAGAAGGAAUGGAGGAGUUUGUGCUUAGUGUAGUGCAUCCUGUGCACAUGGAAGAAAAUAAAUCUGAGAAUAUCUUUAUACUGAGUCCCAGUUUGCUGCAAAAGACUAAUAUACAAAUUCUUUUACAUCCUGUGACAAGAAAAGAUGAUGGUGAUAGCCAGCCACCUGUAUGUGAUACAGACAAGGACCUUCCCUACCACAAACUAAAUGAUUUAGGAGGAGUGGACAAAUUAGGAGCAUCUUCAUUUGAACACAUAAGCCACAGUCUUCUGGGGCGUCCUUUAUCUCAAAAGUUGGCUGCUAUUGCUGUGGGACUGCGAAGUGGAGGGGUGCUUCUCACAGGAGGAAAGGGAAGUGGAAAGUCAACAUUAGCAAAGGCCAUCUGCAAAGAGGCAUUCGAUAGACUGGAUGCUCAUGUAGAAGUAAUUGAUUGUAAAGCUUUAAGAGGAAAAAGAUUAGCAAACAUAAGGAAAAAUGUGGAAGAAGCUUUUUUAGAGGCAGCAUGGAGACAACCAUCCAUUCUUUUGAUGGAUGAUCUUGAUCACAUUGUUGGAGUACCUUCUACACCAGAACAUGAGAACAGCCCUGAAACUGUUCAAAGCAAUAGACUUGCUUAUGUUUUGAAAGAUCUGAUAAAGGAAGUUAUUUCCAUGGGGAGCUUGAUUGCAUUAAUUGCCACGAGUCAGUCUGAACAUUCCCUACAUCCUUCCCUGGUUUCAGCUCAAGGAACUCAUAUAUUUCAGUGCUUCGGAUGUAUCCAAUCUCCAGAUCAGAAGCAAAGAUGUGAAAUGCUGUGUUCCAUAAUAAAAAGAAGACUGAAUUAUGAUAUAAGCAAGUUCUCUGAUCUUGACCUCCAGUGUAUUGCAAAGGAAACAAAAGGUUUUGUUGCUAGAGAUUUUAUAAUGCUGGUUGAUCGUGCCAUUCAUGCCUGUGUUUCCAGCCAGAAUGCAUUUCAAAAUGAUGAGCUGAAUUUGUCAACUGUGGAUUUCCAGAAAGCUCUAAAAGAUUUUACUCCAUUAGCUCUGAGAAAUGUUAACCUUCAUAAACCUAAAGACAUAGGAUGGGAGAGGAUUGGUGGCUUAAAAGAUGUGAAACAAAUACUCAAGGAUACCAUCAUGUUACCUGCAAAGUAUCCCGAAUUAUUUGCAAACUUGCCCAUACGACAGAGAUCAGGAGUCUUGCUCUAUGGAGCACCUGGAACAGGAAAAACACUGUUAGCAGGAGUAGUUGCUCGAGAGAGUGGCAUGAAUUUCAUCAGCAUCAAGGGACCAGAGCUGCUCAGCAAAUACAUUGGAGCAAGCGAGCAAGCAGUUCGAGAUAUCUUUGACAGAGCUCAGGCAGCUAAGCCUUGUAUUGUUUUCUUCGAUGAGUUUGAUUCUAUAGCUCCUCGCCGAGGACAUGACAACACAGGAGUCACUGACAGAGUGGUUAACCAACUGCUGACUCAGCUAGAUGGCGUAGAAGGAUUACAAGGGGUUUAUGUGCUAGCUGCUACUAGUCGCCCAGAUUUGAUUGACCCUGCUUUGUUAAGGCCAGGUCGACUGGAUAAGUGCCUGUACUGUCCACCUCCUGAUCAGAAUUCACGCUAUGAAAUCUUAAAAGCUCUCAGUCAUUCCCUGUCCUUGGCAAAUGAUGUGGACUUUCAGGAUUUGGCAGCAAAAACAGAAUGGUUCACAGGGGCUGACCUAAAAGCUUUAUUGUACAAUGCCCAAUUAGAGGCAAUCCAUACUAAUUUAGGUUCAGGUUCAACACAGGAUUUUGUUUCUAGUUCUGACAGUGACUUCAGUCUCUCUUCCAUGGUUUUUCUAAACCACAGCUGUGGCUCAGAUGAUUCAGCAGUAGAUGGAGAAGUAGGAUUAGAGCAUUCUCUUAUUUCUUUAGACACGUCUGAUUUGCUUCCUGAAGAUCCAAGGUCCAACGUGUAUCGUCUUUAUUUUGGAAGCUCUUAUGAAUCAGAGCUGGGAAAUGGAACUCCUUCAGAACUGAGCUCUUUGUGUUUGUCUGGACCAAACUCCAUAACUCAUGAUUUUACCAGCAUGACUCAUAGAGAUGCAGCAUCAUCACAACCCUCAAUGCUUAGAACAGCCUCUCAAGAAGACUCCUUGGAACAUAACCAGGAGCAGCAAAUAGAGCACCUGAGGACAGAAGUCAAUGCUAUCAAAGCCAACAACAGAAGCAAGAACGGAGAGGACAGCACCCUGAAUCAGUCAGUGCUGGCCAAGAACACUUUAAUUAUUACCCAGUCCCAUCUGAUGACUGCACUUGAGGGUACAAGACCAUCCAUUAGCCAAGAUGACUGGAAGAACUUUACUGAACUGUAUGAUAAUUUUCAGAAUCCCAAAAAGAGGAGAGGACAAGUUGGCUCAACUUUCCGACCAGGACAAAAGAUGACUCUAGCAUAGUAACUUGUAUUUGCUGUAAAUGCUAAACUGUAACUGGAAAUGACAAAUGUGAAUUAAAUCAGAUUGUUUAUAUUCAAAUGGAUUUAUUAAUGCAGCACUUGAAGAUAAGUUUCUUUUAAACUUACAUGCUGUAGAAUUACGUCACAUUUUAUUUUGAUUGUCUUCAGAUUGAUAUUAAAUUUUUGAGAGAA
Messenger RNA from Neopsephotus bourkii (Bourke's parrot), 4206 nucleotides. RefSeq names its product peroxisomal biogenesis factor 1 (gene PEX1). The transcript has 24 exons. NCBI's taxonomy places the organism in Eukaryota, Metazoa, Chordata, Aves, Psittaciformes, Psittacidae. The record is from RefSeq and is a predicted model, not a curated record. Bases 137 to 4015 code for a protein of 1292 amino acids. Gene Ontology annotation, molecular function: ATP hydrolysis activity; ATP binding. Gene Ontology annotation, cellular component: peroxisome; peroxisomal membrane; cytosol. Gene Ontology annotation, biological process: protein import into peroxisome matrix.